AUGCCCAGGGCUGGCGAAUCUUCAUCGGCCCCGCGGCUUUCUCAGCGCAGGCCGUUGGCAUGUCAAGUCGAAACCGUUCGCCUGCGACGCGAUGCUGUACAGCAUGCCUCCGAGAUCCAAUUUCUGGAAACGAUCCUGGUGGAUCUGGAUUCCUUUUCGACCGAGAAACUGCCGGAGAUCGCCCAGAAAUUGAAGAACAGGGUCACGCUUCUCCAGACAGGCGAUAGUGCAGUACCAAGAAAUCAGACUGAGCAAUUUGAUCAAGUUGAUCUGGCUCCGGCGUCCGAAUCGUUGCAAUUGUCGGAGUCCGUCGAUGGGAAACAAAUGCGGCAUCGAUUUGCAGAAGCUCCUUCAGAUAAUACAGACCCACCGCUGGUCACAGCGAUUGAGCAUCUCGCCUGGGGCAGAAACUCCGCUGGAUGCUAUCCCCACCGGAGAUGCGCUUGUCAAUAUCGCAGGGAUAGCCCGGAGUUUCUAUCAACGAACAGCGCGUCAUUUCAAAUCUUCGGUUCGGCGUUGGAGUCAAUGGUUGAUUUUCCAAGGACCACCGAAGCCCAAAAGCUUAUCAAGUUCCAUGUCUAUCACCUUGCAUGGCAUCACAAUUGUUUCCAUGGCCCGACAUUUCUUCAACAAUGUGAAGUCUUUUGGACGAGUGGGAGAUGCGAUCAUCCUCUCUGGGUUGCCCUUUACUUUGCAGUCCUGAGCUGCACCAUCAAUUCGAUUCAAAACAGCCAAAAGUUACGGUCGCAGGUCGACGUAAAUCUAGAUGCGAUGCAAUCCACCCAACAGCUGUUCUCUGCCAUGGUGCAGACCAUGUAUAGCUCACACUUUUUGAACAAUAUUUCGAUCUACUCCGUUCAAGCCGUGGUCAUCUCAACAGAGGUUGCGCAUAACCUGGGCUUGAGUCAACUCAACGCGACCUUAUUCAAUGCAGCUGUGCGUAUCGCCGAGUGCCUGGGGCUUCACAAAAUCAAAGACCACCCAACUGUAGGGUCCCAGAACAGAGACCACAGAGAUCAGUGGGAGGAGCGGAUUGAACGAGAAGUCGGCAGGAGAGUCUGGUGCCAAAUGAUUAUCCAAGAUCAUUUCGCCAUUCCCUUCACUGACACAUAUAGCAUAUCCCCCAUGCAUUAUUCUACGAAUCGCCCCAUGAAUGCAGAUGACUACAAUUUAGUGGAAAUGCCAGCCACUACCCCAACAAUCAGUACAUAUGUCCGCGUCCUUGUGAAUCUGGCCGCACUGAUGCCCGAUCUGUGCGAUGGACUCGGUCCAAUGAAUAAAAGAAAGACCACACGAGAACAAUACGAGCGGAUCCUCCAAGUUGAUCAACAAAUGCGAACAAUCGUUCAAAAUAUACCAUCUUUCUUACUGCGGCCGGACAAGCCUAAAGAGGCCCAAAUUCCGUGGUUAAGAAUUGCGCGACGAAGUCUUGCCAUCACCGCAGCCGAAAAGAUCAUCAUGGUUCAUCGACCUUUCCUGUUCCACUCAUUUCACGAUUCAAGAUACAGACACACGAGGCGCACAUGUGUCGCUGCAGCAAUGACGAUAUUACGCGAGCACGAGACAAUUGUCGAAGAAGACGACCUUUCUAUCUGGACACACAGCGCUUUUGCCAUUACAGCCGCCGUGAUUCUAUGCUUCGAGGUGAACUCCAUCGCAGAAGACGCUGAUAACGCAAAGAAAGAGCUUUAUAGAGAUGCCGUUCUGUCCGCGCGUGAUCGUCUUGCUCAACGGCAUUCGGAUGUCCUUGCCCAGCGGGGCGUUGCCCUCGUUGAUGCAAUUUUCAUCUCUGAAGGGUCGGAGUCGAGUUUUGGCACUAUUGAGUUGAAACCGGGCAUGCCGAUCGAUUUCAAUCGGAUUUUCGCCAAUUUUUCGACCCUUAGCAAGAUGAAUCCGAACGCUGAUGUCGACGAUAUGUCUAUCACCAAGUUACUCGGAAACACACCCGAGGGCUCCGGGUCUGCUGGAUUUGAUGCGGAUGAAAUGGCCUUGGCGUGGAACCAAGAAGAAAUCGACUUUGACGCCUGGUUCAAUGGUGUCUUCAAUACUCUACAGACCUCUCCCUUGUGA
Messenger RNA from Penicillium manginii, 2070 nucleotides. RefSeq names its product fungal specific transcription factor domain-containing protein. The transcript is spliced from 2 exons. NCBI's taxonomy places the organism in Eukaryota, Fungi, Ascomycota, Eurotiomycetes, Eurotiales, Aspergillaceae. The coding region runs from base 1 to 2070 and encodes 689 amino acids. The record is from RefSeq and is a predicted model, not a curated record.